AUGGGCUGUGGACCUUCCCAGCCUGCUGAGAAACAGAGAUUCGUCCCCACGCCCAGGAGGGGCUGGGAAGAGGGAUUCAAGGCGGAUGUGGGUGUGAUUCAUUCCGGGGAGAACCGAAGACCCCAGCCAGAGGCUGCGCUGUGCAAGGACUCUGUGGGCAGCCCCGAAAGCCGGGAAAAGCAGGUCCAGUUGGAAAGCUUACCCGGAACCAUUCCAGAAAGUUCCCCAUCUCCUAAUGGAAGAAACAGAAGAAUAAAUUUAGACUUAGCAAACAAUGGAUUAAUCCAUAAACCCCAACCUCCACAGAAUCGAGAGCGACAAAAGUCAUCAGACAUCCUAGAGGAAUUAAUUGUUCAAGGAAUAAUACAAAGCCACAGCAAAGUAUCUAGAAAUGGAGAAUCGUACAAUAUCAUGGUGGACACGACUGAGAAGCCACUGAGAAAGCCACCAGCCAGGCUGGAAAAACUCAAGAUCAAGAAGGAAGUAAAGGAUUUCACAAGGAAGGACCUGGAGGAGAGGAUGCAGGCAGCGGCAGAGCGCAGGAAGAUGAAAGAAGAAAAAAGAAAAAGGAUACAGAGUGACCGACUUUUGUCCCCAGUCAAUCUCUCAGAUUCAACUGAACCAGGUGGGGCUGAGGUUCCAUUUGCCAAAGGACUUAACCAUGUGGGUUCUGCCGUGUUUGAACCAUCAGAUCUCCAGGGAGGAAAGCUGUUGAAAAGGAAGAAGAGCAAAAGUGACGCAACCUCAAAUGACAGAAACUACGGUUAUGAAGGUAUUGGUGUCGUGGAGUCAGACAUGUCCUACAACCAAGAAGAUGACAUAUUCUAA
Molecule: messenger RNA, 828 nt
Organism: Phyllostomus hastatus (greater spear-nosed bat)
Lineage: Eukaryota; Metazoa; Chordata; Mammalia; Chiroptera; Phyllostomidae
Gene: STMND1
Product: stathmin domain containing 1
Exons: 5
Coding region: 1-828 (275 amino acids)
Biological process (GO): regulation of microtubule polymerization or depolymerization; neuron projection development; microtubule depolymerization
Cellular component (GO): cytoplasm; neuron projection
Molecular function (GO): tubulin binding
Source: RefSeq, a predicted model, not a curated record